AUGCAUACCGAUUAUCAAUCACUGACAAACUCUCUAAAUGAUCUUGAUAGAGUAAGUGAACAACAACAACAUACAUCGCGUUCUUCAUACCAAUUAUAUCGUUAUACACAUGAACCAGUAUCAUCAAAUUUCGCUCGUCGUGACAUUCCACCAAUUCUAAUUUUAAUAUUUUUUCUUUUUCUAAUUGUAAUUAUAAUAUCACAAAUUCUGGUUGUUCAUACGUCACGUUACGGAAAUAAUUUUUCUACAAUGCAAAAACUACAAGAAGAACUUAAAAAAAUGGAUGAAAGUAUGGAAACAAUGCUACAUGAUAAUGUUUUACCAAUAAAUAAAUGGCGUCUUUUAUUUCAUAUUCAAACACAUCUCUAUCGUUUUGAAUAUUUAUUUGAUCUAUUUAAUAAUCAAAGUCAUUCAACAAUAGAACAUUUACAUCAAACAAAGAUGCAUUUUCAUGUAACAAAUAAUAUCAAUGAAUCUAAUGAAAUAUUAAAACAAGAAAAUUAUACUUCGCAUUCAAUCAAGAAUAUAAAACACACACAAAAUGGAUAUGAACAACUGACUGAUGAUAACAAUAAUUAUUCAUCUCGAUGGAAACGAAAAAAACAAAACUAUGAUGAUAACAAUAAUCAUAAAAGAAGAAAUCAUUGUAAUGAACAACCUAGUCAAUUAAAAGGUCGAAUUCUUGAUGAAAACUCCACAUUUCCGAAUAUUUCUCUCUAUGAAAUGGAAAUGAACUAUUCUAAUAUUAGAUUUGGUGGUCAAUGGUCACCAUCGAAUUGUCUAGCUCGUCAUAAGGUUGCAAUCAUCAUUCCAUAUAGAGAUCGAUUAGAACAUUUAAUAACAUUACUUUAUUAUUUACAUCCAAUAUUACAACGGCAAGAACUUGAUUAUAAAAUUUAUGUGUCUGAACAAAUUGGAAAUGGAACAUACAAUAAAGGUAUUUUAAUGAACGCUGCUUUUAUAUAUGCAUCGAAUGAAUAUGACUUUCAAUGUUUCGUCUUUCAUGAUGUUGAUUUAAUACCAGAGGAUGAUAGAAAUAUGUACUCGUGUCCGGUUUUCCCAAGACAUAUGUCUGCUGCUGUGAAUGAAAUGAAUUAUAAAUUGAGUUAUGAAGAACUUAUUGGUGGUGUAUUGAAUAUACGUACGGAACAUUUUUUAACAGUCAAUGGUUAUAGUAAUCUUUAUUGGGGUUGGGGAGCUGAAGAUGAUGAUUUGUAUUAUAGAUUGAAAGAAGUUUCUUUGAAAGUACUUCGUCCACCAUCAUCUAUAGCUCGAUAUAAAAUGCUUCAACAUAAAAAACGUACACCAUCUAUAUGGAAUAAACGAGCUAAAUUACUUUAUUCAGCAGCUAAACGUUAUACAUGGGAUGGUGUAUCAUCAGCUCGAUAUAAUUUAACUUCUAUUACGGCCUAUCCAUUAUUUACACAUAUUUAUGUCGAUGUCGGUUCGCCGCCACCUGGUUUUAGUUAG
Rotaria socialis is the source of this 1470-nucleotide messenger RNA. Lineage: Eukaryota; Metazoa; Rotifera; Eurotatoria; Philodinida; Philodinidae. The record is from the annotation of a GenBank genome assembly.